UGACUCUGAGUCAUGUGAUUUAACUUAUGACAGCCAGAGCUCCGACAACAAACAUCAACUUUGUUGUUUAGUGGAUGUUCUUGAUAUGAAAUAACUACAAUUGCGGCAUUUUGGACAUUAAAUAUGCAUCUCCUAAAUACAAAUUGAGAUAUUGCAGUUAUUAAUCGCGGACACAGCGUAGAAUAAUGGCGGAAGUAGAGGAGCAGGGCAGAAAACCAAGUGAGGAGUUCACAGAUGAGUCUGAGGAGGAGGACAGCGAAGAAGAGCCCAAGCUGAAGUACGAGAGGCUCUCCAAUGGAGUGACAGAAAUCCUGCAGAAGGAUGCAGCCAGCUGUAUGACCGUCCAUGACAAGUUUUCUCGCCUGGGUACUCAUUUCGGAAAGGUCUUCCUGCUGGAUAUCCAAGGAAAUGUGACUCAAUGCCUUGAUAUUGUGUCUCCGCAGAGUUCAGUGAAAAUCAACCAGAUCAGUCUGGAUGAAAGUGGAGAGCAUGUGGGCAUCUGCUCCGAGGAUGGGAAGGUUCAAGUGUUUGGGCUCUAUACGAGAGAGGGAUUCCAUGAGAACUUUGACUGUCCCAUCAAAGUGGUGGCGUUACACCCUCAGUUCACCAGGUCAAACUACAAACAGUUUGUCACAGGGGGCAACAAGCUGCUUCUGUAUGAAAGGAACUGGUUAAAUCGCUGGAAGAUGUCGGUGCUGCAUGAAGGCGAGGGCUCGAUCACAAACAUCCAGUGGAGAGCGAACCUCAUCGCCUGGGCCAACAAUGUGGGAGUUAAAAUUUACGAUAUCAGCACCAAACAGCGGAUCACAAACGUGCUGCGGGAUAACGUGAGCCUGAGGCCUGACAUGUACCCGUGCAGCCUGUGCUGGAAAGACAACACCACCCUCAUCGUUGGCUGGGGUACUUCCAUUAAGAUGUGUGUUGUGAAAGAGCGAAAUCCCACUGAAAUGAGAGAUCUGCCCAGCCGCUACGUAGAAAUAGUGUCUGCAUUUGAGACCGAGUUUUUCAUCAGCGGUCUGGCCCCGCUGGCGGAUCAGCUCGUCACCCUGUACUUUGUGAAGGAGAAUUCUGAUCACAUGGAUGAGGAGUUUCGUGCACGGCCUCGCCUCGACAUCAUCCAGCCUCUCCCCGAGAGCUGCGAGGAGAUCUCCUCAGACGCGCUGACCGUGCGCAACUUCCAAGACAACGAGUGCAGAGACUACCGCCUGGAGCAUGCGGAGGGAGAGUCGCUCUUCUACAUCAUCAGUCCCAAAGACAUCGUUGUGGCCAAAGAGCGAGACCAAGAUGACCACAUCGAUUGGCUGCUUGAGAAGAAGAAAUAUGAGGAGGCGCUGAUGGCUGCAGAAAUCAGCUUCAAAAACAUCAAGAGACACGACGUCCAGAAGAUUGGGAUGGCUUACAUCAACCACUUAGUGGAGAAAGGAGACUAUGACAGCGCCGCCAGGAAGUGCCAAAAGGUUCUCGGAAAAAACAUGGAUCUCUGGGAAAAUGAAGUGUACAGAUUCAAGACCAUCGGACAGUUAAAGGCCAUCAGCCAGUAUUUACCCCGAGGAGAUCUGCGCCUCAGACCGGCCAUCUAUGAAAUGAUCCUGCAUGAAUUUCUUAAAACUGACUAUGAGGGUUUUGCCACACUGAUCCGGGAGUGGCCUGGAGAGCUGUACAACAACAUGGCCAUUGUUCAGGCGGUCAAUGAUCACCUGAAGAGAGACCCCACUAACAGAACGCUGCUCAAGACGUUGGCUGAACUGUACACAUAUGACCAGCGGUACGACAGAGCCUUAGAGAUCUACCUGAAGCUGAGGCACAAAGAUGUUUACCAGUUGAUCCACAAACACAACCUGUUUUCCUCCAUAGAAGACAAGAUCGUGCUCCUAAUGGACUUUGACAAAGAGAAAGCUGUUGACAUGCUUCUGGAUAAUGAAGACAAGAUAUCAACAGACAGGGUGGUGGAGGAACUGGCAGACAGGCCCGAGCUUCUGCACGUGUACCUCCAUAAACUGUUCAAGCGGGACCACCACAAAGGCCAGAGAUACCACGAGAGGCAGAUUGUCCUGUAUGCCGAGUACGACCGUCCAAAUCUGUUGCCUUUCCUGAGGGACAGCACGCACUGCCCCCUUGAAAAGGCCCUGGAGGUUUGUCAGCAGAGGAACUUUGUAGAGGAGACCGUCUUCUUGCUCAGCAGGAUGGGUAACUGCAGGCGGGCACUGCAGAUGAUCAUGGAGGAGCUGGAGGACGUGGACAAGGCCAUCGAGUUUGCCAAAGAGCAGGAUGAUGCAGAGCUGUGGGAGGACCUCAUCUCUUACUCUAUUGACAAACCACCGUUCAUCACCGGCCUCCUUAAUAACAUCGGCACGCAUGUGGAUCCCAUCCUGCUCAUCCAUCGCAUUAAGGAGGGCAUGGAGAUACCAAACCUCAGAGACUCACUAGUAAAAAUCCUCCAGGACUACAAUCUGCAAAUUCUUCUGAGGGAAGGCUGUAAAAAGAUCCUGGUGGCCGACUCCCUCUCCCUGCUCCAGAAGAUGCACCGCACACAGAUGAGAGGAGUCCGGAUGGAUGAGGAGAACAUUUGUGAAUCGUGUCAUGCUACCAUAUUACCAUCAGACAUGGCCAAACCCUUUAAUGUGGUGGUGUUUCACUGCAGACACAUGUUUCACAAGGAGUGUUUACCUUCUGCAGGAACCAUUCCUGGUGUGCAGUUUUGUAACAUCUGCAGUGCAAAGAGGCGUGGGCCGGGAAGUGGAAUCUUAGAAAUGAAAAAGUAACAGUGACUUAUGCACUCACAAUGUCAUUAUUCAUGCUCUUAUCCCUCCCGCUGUUCUCUUUACUGUCAGCUGUCAGUACAUUGAUCAAUGAAUAUAACUUCCCCUCGCUCGCUGAACUGAACACUGGUAAGAAUGCCUUUAUAUUGGAUUGUUUCUGUAUAUUUAUUUCUAACAACUGUAGAAUACUGCACUUGUUUUGCCUCAAACUAAUGUGAUGUGGUGAUGACAUAUCUGCAUUGUCUGAAAAAUAAAAUCUCAGAAAAAAUG
Molecule: messenger RNA, 3029 nt
Organism: Labrus bergylta (ballan wrasse)
Lineage: Eukaryota; Metazoa; Chordata; Actinopteri; Labriformes; Labridae
Source: RefSeq, a predicted model, not a curated record